Stegostoma tigrinum is the source of this 9808-nucleotide messenger RNA. RefSeq names its product adenosine A2b receptor (gene adora2b). Bases 20 to 1018 code for a protein of 332 amino acids. Gene Ontology annotation, molecular function: G protein-coupled adenosine receptor activity. Gene Ontology annotation, cellular component: membrane. Gene Ontology annotation, biological process: adenylate cyclase-activating G protein-coupled receptor signaling pathway; G protein-coupled adenosine receptor signaling pathway; vasodilation. The transcript is spliced from 2 exons. Lineage: Eukaryota; Metazoa; Chordata; Chondrichthyes; Orectolobiformes; Stegostomatidae. The record is from RefSeq and is a predicted model, not a curated record.
GGCGGGUUGCUGCAGCAGGAUGGAGAUUAGCUGGGGUUACAUGUUUCUCGAGCUGCUGAUCGCGGUGCUCGCCAUCCUGGGCAAUGUGCUGGUCUGCUGGGCUGUUGCCACCAACAACAACCUGAAAAGCGCCACCAACUACUUCCUGGUGUCUCUGGCUGUGGCCGACAUCGCCGUCGGAGCUUUCGCCAUCCCAUUCGCCAUCGUCAUCAGCAUGGGCAUGAGCACCCGUUUCCACGGCUGCCUGUUCCUCGCCUGCUUCGUCCUGGUGCUCACCCAGAGUUCCAUCUUCAGCCUCUUGGCAGUGGCUAUCGACAGGUACCUGACCGUCAGCAUCCACCUCAGAUACAACGGGCUGAUAACUGGAAGACGCGCCAGGCUGAUUAUAGCAGUCUUCUGGAUCCUGUCUUUUGUGAUUGGUUUGACUCCAUUUUUUGGCUGGAACCAGAAGAAUGAGGUAGAGUGCGGAAAUGGCACAAUGAGGACACCACGGCCAGAGAACAACUCUGUCCUCCAGAACUGCUCGGUGGAAUGCCUCUUUCUAAAUGUAGUCAACAUGAAAUAUAUGGUUUACUUCAACUUCCUGGGCUGUGUCCUGACACCAUUGCUUAUCAUGCUGGUCAUUUAUGUAAAAAUCUUCAAUGUUGCUAGAAAGCAGUUGCAAAAGAUCGAGCUGAAUUCUGUAAAUUCUGAGACUUCCAGAAGGUAUUUACAGAACCAAGUAAGAGUUGCAAAAUCAUUGUCCAUCAUUGUUGGAUUCUUUGCCUUGUGCUGGCUCCCACUUCACAUCCUAAACUGUAUCAAUCAUUUUCACCCAAAGUACUUCCAAACAAUGGAUAUGCGUAUCAUGAACACUGCCAUCGUUCUGUCUCAUGCUAACUCUGUUGGGAAUCCAAUUAUCUAUGCCUACAAGAUUCAAGAAUUUCGCAACACCUUCCAUAAAAUUAUUUUCAAACAGAUCCUGUACAGGACAGACCAUGAAUUUAAGUCUGAAACUAUGCGAGGAACGCAUUUGUAAAGGCCACAGAAAUGUUGACAGAAACAUCUGGGAAUCCUGUGGACUUCUUAAUUAUACAUACUGUUUACAUAUGCACUGUUGACAUGUCUUUGUAUGUUAAUUUUAGAAGUAACUCUUUUGAGGGAGAAAAGAAUACCAUUGCAAUCAAAGGAAGCUGUCAAAAGGUGAAAAUCCUCCCCCUGCAAGUAAUUUUUCUCUAAAGCAGUAUUUUUAGAUCAAGAUAAAUAGAAAUCCACAAAGUAUUUGCAAGUAAUAUUGUUGCCAGAGCUCUGAGCUCCAUUGCAUUCACAAUUUCAAGGAUGUAAUUGCCAGCCACAUUGUAGUAUGACCCAGCAGAGAUGUAGAUGCCUAUUAGGCCUCCAUCGUCAGAUGUGAAAUUGUAGAAGCAGAUAUUGUUUUAUCAACAUCAGGUGCAGAAUGGUUUUCAAAAUAGCACUAACAUUAUUCAAAACAAAUACUUGAUGAAUUUUGUUCUCAUACGUUUUCUAACACAGUUACAACAAUUAUGGGACAGAAUACAUUUCACUUGUAGGUUUUAUAUCAUUGAGGAAAAGGGGAUGUAGCCAACACAAAAGAUAUAAUUGGGUGACAGUACAAAAUUUCUUUAUCUCUUCUCCCAGUGCCCUGCAACAAUAAACCAUGGACAUCAAUUCUAGCGGCUAAGGUGGAACUGAACUCACAUCUACCCUUGUGGACUGUCACCAGUCUGUUGAGGUCAGUGGGAGGGUGCACCAUCUAUGAAGCCAAUAGGAGAAUUCACCUGUGAAGCACUUUGAUAUUGUUGGCAGAAAUUACAUUUCCUAUCCCCAUAUCAGAGAGAGUAAGCUGCCCAAUGUCGUGUUGGAUCCCAACAUUUUUCUAAUUUGACCAUUUUUGAAGUCUCAUAAGGGCCUUGUAAGGUGUACAUACAUCAUUAGCCAGGCCACUAUGUGCUUCCAUUUCACUGGCUGAUCAACCAGCACGACCACAGCUGGACAGGGAAUUUGCAGCUAUUUGUGUUGUCCAUGUGGAUGAAGGUUUAGCUCCCAGUCACUUGCAGAAUACCAAAGUGUGGCCAUCUCCCUUGGAGCUACUGUUAGGUUACAGGGGAAAGCCAAUAGAAUCCCAGUAGAGUUUACUGGGCCUCAAUUUCACUGUAACAACUCCAAAAGGUGCCUGGCUCUUCACCUGCUACAAUAACAUUAGGAUCACUUUGUGUGUUACUUUAAUGGUUGUUGUAAGCUUGUUAGUCAUAAACAGCCACACCUGUAUAUUUUUAUGUCAGUUUUACUGUACAGGUUUUGAGCUGGAAACGCUACAUUUGACUUUGGGACAAAAUUAUCUCAUGACGCAUGGAUAGGAAAGAUUUGGAGGAAUAUGGGUCCAGCGCAGGCAGGUGGGACUAGUUAGUUUGGGAACAUGGUUGGUGUGGGCAAGUUGGACUGAAGGGUCUGUUUCCAUGCUGUAUGAUUCUAUGAUUGUGACUGUAUGACCUGGCAAUGAAUGAAUAUGUAUUAGAGAUAGUAAAACUCAUGGUUCUUACAUUUCUACAUUUGUAGACAUAUUAAAGAUUAUAUUAUGGCGCAGAAUAAACUAAUUAUUGAUAUAAUCUUGAUAAAAAUCGUAUAAUUAAUGAGAUGAAUUCAUGUGAAAAUAUAACAGGAAAUUUGAGGCACAAUAUUUUCAUCUUGAUGUAGGAUUAACUUGCUCACUUGUUACUAUAUCUCAAUUUUCUUUAUUUUCCCCCAUUCUCACCCCUGUCUCUUCGUUCUUUACUGUCCCACUCUCCCCAUCUCUGUUUCCAUCUGUCUUACCCUACCCACUCUGUGUCUCAUGUCUCUUCUGUCUCACUCCUCUACCACUAUCUAUCUUCCUAGAUAUCAAAGCCUUGGUCUGCAGCCUCUAUCAAUAUAUUUGCUUGGAUUCUGACUUCCUACUUGGCUCACUUCCAUGGUUUGGAUGGCUAACUCUGUGAGUGAUAGAUGUUCCUGCUUGUUGCUCACUGGUUUUGCUGGUGUCGAUUGGUUUACAGAUUUUGCUGGAUUUUAAAUUACUGUUACCAACAAAUUGAAGUUGCUGUUCUUUGAAGAGAUUUUACAAAUCUCUUUUGAUCAUUGGUGUAUCCCAUGGCAGCUAGGCCUCCAUUGUGAACAUGUAGAAAUUUCCUGAAGUUUAAUUGUUGGUUUAAGUGUUUCCUGACCGCUGUUAGUCCGAAGCAGCAGAGAUGCCCUAAAGCUGUGUGAAAGGACUGUCACCUGUAAAAACUCAGCACAGGGUGACCUUCAUGACCAGAAAUGUCCAUUUGGAGGGGUUACUGUUCCUGGACACGGACACAAUUAUGAUUGCAUUCCUCUUUGUCUUAAGAUUGUUUUGCAAAACUAACUACCGUUUCAUGCUGUUAUCUGAUCCUUACCAAAAUACACAACUUCAAAGCCAAUCCACAGCACAUUAGAGAUUGAAGCAAAAAUUUAAAUCUACACCCUUCAUUGUUGUAGUUAAAACAGCGAAAAAAUUGCAAAAAUAAACAUUUUAAACAAACUGAGGAAUAGGACAAUGCCAAAACAAAAACAAAGCCCCAAAGUAGGAUUUGUAAUGUCACAGCCAAGAAAGAGAACGAAGAGAACUCUCACUGAUGAAGAGUCACCUGGACUCAACGUUAGCUCAUUCUCUCCCUAUGGAUGCUGCUUGACCCAUUGUGAUCGCCAGCAUUUGUUGUUUUUCAGUAACUCUGAUAUCUUUUAUGUGGAAGUUUGGUUCAAUGGCCACCAGUUUUCCAUUUAAAAGACUCCACAGUAAAAAGAAAGAUUUGCAAUUAUACAGAACCUUUGAUGACAAUGGGAAUCCCAAAAUGCUACACAGACAUUAAAAUACUGCUUCCACUUACAGAGAUGUCAUUAAGGCAGUGGAUAUUUAGCCUUGUUACUUCAGAGGUGAUAACGCGGGGAGCAGGCUUUCCACAGUAGUUGUGCAAAUGAGUUCUGAGGAAAGGAUCAUUGGACCGGAAACGUUAACUGUGUUUUUCCUUCACAGAUGCUGCCAGACCUGCUGAGCUUUUCCAGCAACUUUGUUUUUGUUCCUAAUGGGAACACUGUUAUUCUGUUGUCUUUCCCCUUCAUUUCUAGCUCUCACUCAUUUCUGUGCCUCGACACUUCCCCUCCCCCAAUUCUCUCUCUGCCAUUCCUUUCUGUCACUAUUUUCAACCAAAAAUGCUAAGAAUUAGCAACAGAUGCUGACCCAGCAGCAACUGUCACAUAUCAUCCAAAACAAAACCCAUGAGUCUCAAUUGUCUUCAGCAUGAGUUACUCCUUCAAAGAACACUAAAUAAUUAUUUAAAAACGACAUUGGCUCUUCUCCAUUUUCCCAAGUUUUUCCAAGGGUCUUGCUAGGACCACUUUAUAGGCCAUUUAGCUUGAUGUCUGUCAUGGUGAAGGUUUUAAAAUCAAUUUUUACUUCCCUGUUCUCUGCCUCCCUCCCUUCUUGAAUAGACUUUCCAGUAUGAUGGAACCCCUCCUGAAUUGAGGAAAUUUAAUAAAAUUGGGACAAGGCAUCUCCUAUGUUAUUAGCCACUUCCUUAGAGACCCUGGAACAAAGCCCAUUUGGAGCCAGGGAUUUAUCAGCCGGUGGCACCAUCUGUUUGCUCAGCGUCACUUCCCUUGGUGAUUGGGAUUUCACCAAACUACCCCCUGCUUUCCACUUCUUGAUUUAGUUAUGUAUUUUGUAUUCUCGAUAGUGAAGACAGAAGCAAAAUUUUUUGUGCAUUUCAACAAAUAUGUCCCUGUUAUCUACCAAUAACAUCUCAUUGUCACCCAACACUCAACUUACUCAGCCUUUUAAUUAGCUAAAGGAACUCUUGCUAUUUCUCUAUUUUAACAUUUCUAGCUAGUUUCCCUCAUGCUGCAAUUGUCUCCUGAUUAUUAUUUUAGUUAUUGUCUUUAACUUUGAUAAAAAUUACCCUACCUCAUUGUCUUACUGCAGUCCAACAGCAUUUCCUACAUUACAGUAGGGCUACAUUUCAUUUGCAGUGCUCUGUCUCUGCAGUUGACGCAGUCUUGGGCUCUAUCUCCCCAACUGACGUUCAUAAAAGCAUCAGAACAGUCAGGCAGGUGUGUGUGUGUGUGUGUGUGUGUGUGUGUGAGAGAGAGAGAGAGGCACAUGUAGAUAAUUGGUGGCAUUUCCUCUGUGUCUUUUGAUCAGCCAAGUGCUUUAAGUUAGCAGACAUAAUUACAUCUGAAGCGCACAAUUAGGAAAUUCACUUUUAAAAUCCAAAUGAAAUAAUCAAAUGGAAUAGAGAUGGCUGGGAGGUGGUACAUUGCAACUGUGGUCCGUGGGAACUGGCGGACACCACGUCCGUAGCAAGUGUUUGCUGCUUGAGAAACUCCAGCUCAGAGUUGAUGAGCUAGAGUCCAGGCUGCAGACAGUACAUCACUUCAGGGAUGGGGAAGGGGUACGUGGACUUUGUUUCAGGAGACAGUCCUAUCGUUCGAUUACAUCAAACAUGACCAGGUGUGAUUGCAAGUGAGGCAGUUAUUGAGAUCUAGAAUUUAGAUUUGGUAGAGCCUCAAUCAGUGUCUUUAUCCAAAAGGUGUGAGUUUCGUGCUCCCAGCAUGGAAAAGGGCACAGACUUCAGGGAGGACAAGUGAACUCACCGGAGGACCGUGGCGCAGGGCAUCAUUCAAGUAUGGGGUGGAAAGAGAAAUAUAGUAAUGGAAGGUAGGACAGUUAGGGAAACAGAUGGUGUUCUCUGCAGCAAUUGCAGAGUCCCAAAUGCCGUGUCUCCUCUCUAGUGCCAAGGUUCAGGACAAUCCUUUGGGGCUGGAGAGGAACUUGGAAUAGGAGGGGAAGGAUCCAGAUUUCGUGGUCCAUGUAGCUAUCAAAGACAAAGGUGGAACUAGGUUAGAGGUUCUACUGAGAGAUUACAAGCAUUUUGGGGCUAGAUUAAAAAUCAGAAUUACAAAGGUAAUGAUCUCCAGAUUACUACUGGAGGUAAAAAUUCAAAAAACCAAAAAGAUAUGAGAAAACAGACAUACAAUGUAUUUAAGGGGCAAACUGUAAUCAAAGAAUGACUGCAACAAACAGAAAAUACAAGUUUAAGAGAACAACUGAAAUUAGGAUCAAAAAGUAAUGACAAAAAGUUAAAGUCACUUUGUCUGAAUGCAAGUAGUAUUUGUAACAAGAUAGAUGAGCUGACAACACAAAUAGAAAUGAAUGAAUAUGACUCUACAACUAUUACGGAGACAUGGUUACAGUGUGACUGUGACUGAAAACUUAAGGAUAUUCAACAUCGUAGAAGUAUAGGCAAAAAGGGAAAGGAGGUGGGUUAGCUUAGGUCAAUAAAAGAUGGUCUCAGGGCAGUGGUGAAUAGUGAUGUAAAUCCAAUAGAUUACAACGUGGAAUCAGAGGGGUGGAAAUAAGGAAUAGCAGGGAAGGAAGUCAUGGGUGGAAGUUGUUUAUAGGCCCCUGAAGAAUUUUUUUCUCUUUUGGAUAGAAUAGAAAGUGGGAAAUAAUGGAGAUGUGUAAGAAGGGGAAUACAAUUGUCACGUGAGAGUUUAAUCUGCAUUUUGACUGGACAAAUCAGAUGAGCAAGGGUAACAUGGAAGAUGAAUUUCUAGAGUACAUCAGCAAUUUUGUUUUAGAGCAAUGCAUUACAGAACCUACCUGGCAACCUACCUAGAUGUGGGAAUGUAUAAGAAGGUAGGAUUGAUACGAGAUCUCAGUUAAUAAUCCUCUAAGGAUAGUGAUCACAACACAAUAGAAUUUCAAAUUGAGUUUGAAGGAGACUAACUCAAGUCUCAAACCAAUGUCUUCAACUUAAAUAAAUGCAAUUACAGAGAUCAGAAAAAAAAAGGUGUGCCUGAAGGGAUCUGGGAAAAUAGACUAAAGGAAAAGUCAGUGGAUGAGCCGUGUAAGAUAUUUGCUGGAAAUUGGGGACCAUUUAAACCUGUGUUAACUCAGUAUUCCAUAUUCAGUAUUUUCUGUCCAGCAUAAUUAAAUGUGCUACAGAAAUAACUGGCCUAUCACAAGCAUAAAUAAAAGAUGUAUCAGAUGCUAUACUACCUUACUAUGAGUGCAACGUUUUCAGAAAUAGGAAGGUUUUGUUCUUAGAAGGAAUUAAAAUGAACCUUCAAAUGGAGGUGAAGGGGACACUGGUCAUCUUGGAAUUACAAAUAGGUGCCUGUGGUCAUUGGCUGAGAGUACGUAGAUAGAUGGUUGACACGGCCCUCUAAAUAAUUUUAUCAACAGAGACAGGUGGGGCGAGAGGGCUACGAGUGAGAAGACCCAGUGGAAUGAGUCACCACCUUCUUGAAGGAAAAGCAGGAAUUUCUCUAGUUCACAUUUACAUGCUGGAUUUUGGUGACAUCAUCUUAGUGUUAUGUUUCACAUAUGUUCCCUGAUGAUGCCCAGCUCUACAACACCAUCACUUCUGUUGUCUCCUUCACUGUUGCCAAAUGAUCAGACUGUUUAUUCAACCUCUAGUACAGGAUUAAUCUAAAUUCCCACUAACCAGAUGUUCAGAAGGCUGAUGCCAGUGUUUUCAAACUCUGGUCCAAAUUCCAUUCCCUAGUCAUCAACUGCAUCCCUGUACCUGGUAAUAGUUCAAGAUUAAACCAGCUUGUUCAUAAUCUUGGUGUUACAUUCAACUCUGAAAUUAGCUUCCACAUAUUUGCAUCUUCACUAAAACUAUUUUUACUCCCAUCACAGCAGCUGAAUUUACAUACAUCUUAGAUCAGCAGCAAAUGAAGGCCUCAUUCAUGCCUUCAAUAUCUCCACAAAUUCAUCCUACUGUAAUAGUGACAUCUCUCAACUGCUACCCUCCACGAUCCAAAUCUCUGCUGGCCGUGUCUUAACCUGCAGCACUCCAUUCAGAACAAAGCAGACCCUCUUGAUUGGUACCCCCUCCAACUUGAAUACCUUCAUACAGUGGUAUACACCAUAUACAAAUCACCAAGGCUCCUCUGAAAGAACCUUCCAAGCCCAUAAGCUCUAUCGCUUAGAAGAACACGUGUAGAAGAUAUAUUGGAACACCACCAUUUUCCUCCAAGUCACUCACCAUCCUGACUUGGAAACAUCUCUCUUUCAAUGUCUUUGAGUCAAAAUCCAGGAACUCCCUUCUUAAGAGAAGUUUAUUGGACCUUCUGCCCCUAGAACUGCAGUGGUUCAAAACAGAUAAUAAAUGCUGGCCUAGGUCACACUCGUGAAUGAAUAAACAUUAUUUCCAUGCUCCUUCACCUCGUGCUCUUUGACCUCCAUCGGCUCCUGUUCAAACACCAACUUUAUUUCAGAAUUCUCAUCUUUCUUUUCAAAUCACUCCAUGGUCGUGCUUCUCUGUUACCCACAAAACUCUCCAGAAUUUGCAAGUUACUUUAAUUAUGGACUCCUUUGCAUUCUCAAUUUGUAUCAAUGACAGAUGUGUGAGCUGCCAGAAAACUGGAGGGAUGCCAAUGUUGUGCCAUUUUUUGAGAAAGGCCGCAACGAAAAGGAGACAGGAUCUACAUGCACUUGGAAGGGCAAGGAGUGAUUAGAAAUAGUUAGCAUGGCUUUGUGCAUGGGAAGUAGUCUCACAAACUUGAGUUUUUUGAAGAGGUAAUCAAGAAGAUAGAUGAGGGCAGUGCUAUUGAUGUUGUCUGCAUGGACUUUAAUAAGGCCUUGGACAAGGUUUCACAUAGUAGGCUGGUUAGUAAGGUGAGAUCACAUGGGAUCCAGGGAAAUCUAGUCAAUUGGAUACAAAAUCGGAUGGACAGUAUGAGACAGAGGGUGGUUGUUUAGACUGGAGGCCAAUGACCAGCAAAUGUGGAAAAUAAAUCCUGACUCAUUUAUACUUAUGUACUAAACAUUAAAAUAAACUUUGGAAUAUAUUGCUAAUGUUGUAGGAUGAACAGUGAUUCAAUUUUUCACAAACUUAACGUGGUCAUUCUGUUUCCAUCUAAAAAUUUAGCCAGUAGCAGGUACUAUCUACAAACCCGUAACUCAGUCUAGUUUUCCAAACCUCUGCUCGUGGCAGCAUUGCCCCCUUGUAUUCUUUAAUAUUAAAUUCAGCCAUUAUAGCUGCUAAUGGGGACUAUUAGCAGCUGACAACGGGUUGUAUAUGGUAGCAGUGUGUGUAAUAGCAAGGCUUGGUGUGUGGGGGUGGGGGAAAGCACAGAGAAAGGUGCUCAAGCCCUAAAAUUGUUGAACUUGAUAUUGAAUCUGGAGGGUUGUAUGGUCCCCAAGCGGAAAAUGAGGUGUUGUUCUUCCAGCUUGCACUGAGCUUCACUGGAGCACUGCAGCAUGCCUGAGAUGGAGACAUUGGCCAGGGAACUGGGCGGUGUGAAGUGGCAGGCAACUGGAAGCUCCGGGUCUUUUUUGCGGACAGAAUAUAGAAGAUCUGCGAAACAGUCACCCAGUCUACGCUUCAUUUCCUCAAUGAAGAGAUCACAUUGUGAGCAGCAAACAGUCCCCAUUAACAGCUAUUCAUUCUCCCAGACUGAUCUUUAACCACUCUGUUAUCUGUUCUGUUGUCUCUCUCUCUCUCUGUGGUCUCUAUCUUCACCUAUCCUUUAUUCUCUGCCGUCUCCAUCUUCUGUAAACCAUCCUUUUCCCAACUACCAUCAGUUCUGAAGCAGGGUCACUAGACCUGAAACGUUAACUCUGAUUUCUCUCUACAGAUGCUGCCAGACCUGCUGAGCUUUCCCAGCAAUUUCUGUGUUUGACACAGUUAAGGAAGAUGCGUUUUUGGCCUUUUCUAGAAUUAAUUGCACAUUUGUCAUUUAUGCUUCCAGAGACCUGUAUUGUUCUUUAUUACAAUCAAUUAAAGUCCACGGAUUUAUCUUCUUA